GCGGUCUACCUGAUCCCUCGCGCUGAUUGGCUAGAGCAGAAAAUACGCGCCACAUGUCGGAUUCGAAGUAAACAGUGGCGCACUCCUGCCAAAUUCUUGAAUUAUCCGCUUAUAACAAGUUUUGUAUUUUUUGAAUUAUGUACCUUAUGUUAUGCGAUAACAGAUAACCGCUCUUAACUUUUCUUUACGAUCAAUUUCUUGCUUUAUAUUGGCCACUGGCGUCAUGUGGCCGGUUCCGUGAUUCGUUAUAAAAAUCUACUCGAGCCGGUGAAUACUUUAUGCAAACUUAGUUUAGAAAGAAUAUUGUUGACAAGUAAAAUAUAAUGGAUUGUGUUGCAACCGGAGGAAACGUGAAAGUUUUAGCAAAAGCCAUACAUUCCCUGUCAAGAAUCGGAGAGGAGCUGUAUUUGGAGCCUUUGGAGGAUGGGUUGGCCCUGCGGUCGGUCAACUCUUCCCGGUCAGCCUUCGCCUGCUUCCUGCUGUCUCCUCUCUUCUUCCAGAGAUAUCAGGCUCCUUCAGACCAGAGCUUUCGCUGCAAGAUGCCCAUCAAGAGCGUUCAGGCUGUGUUCAAGUCCCUGGCGUCUCUGGACCGGUCUGUAGAAAAAUGUCGUAUUCAGCUGAACAGUGAAAAGAGUCGGUUGACCAUAACUCUGCACUGUAAACACGGGCUCUUGAAAACACACAAUUUGUCCUAUCAGGACUGUGAGAGUUUGCAGGCCGUGUUUGAUAAAGAGAGCUGUGCAAACGUGCUACAGGCUCAACCCAGGUUGAUGGUGGACACAGUUCUGCAUUUCCCUCCGUCUCUGGAGGAGGUGAAUCUGUCAGUGAGCAGUGAUCGCGUGUGGCUCAGGAACCACGUGGAGGAUGAUACAGACUCGUCACGUGCAAUGAUGACUGAACUGUGUUUGAGCUCGGAGGAGUUUGAUCAUUUUGCUGUCGGCAGUCAAACCAGCGUCACCUUCUGCCUCAAAGAGCUCAGGGGUUUGCUUGUAUUUGCCGAUUCGUCUGGUCUUCCAGUUUCUAUGUAUUUUGAUGAGCCAGGCAGUCCAGUUAUCCUGAGUGUAACAGACAGUGUUCUGGAGGCUAAUUUUGUCCUCGCUACACUGUCAGAGGACUCGCAUCCAAAGAACCACGUCAACUCCAACACAAAACGCCCUGACACAGAACAACCAGCAGACGACUUCAUGAGCGACGACAUGGACUCGUUUCUCAUUGCCAUGGAGACCAGCGAACUUCCUGGACCGUCACAAGUCCCCACAUCCCCACCACAACCUACCAAUGACAGAAAGCACUCCUUCAGUGAAGAGGAGCAGGAGGAGGAAGCACUUGUAGAAGGACCUCCCAACAAAAAGUUUUGUUCACUUUUCUUCGGUUCAGUUCUGCCCACUCCCUCUCAGUUGCCCAAUCAGACGAUGCAGAGCCAGGAAGUGCUCGCAAGUGACAGUGAAGAUGAAAAUCAGACAGAAACAUCAUAACCGCCCAUCAGU
Messenger RNA from Onychostoma macrolepis, 1487 nucleotides. It is a transcript of the gene rad9a, whose product is annotated as RAD9 checkpoint clamp component A. Bases 324 to 1475 code for a protein of 383 amino acids. Gene Ontology annotation, biological process: mitotic intra-S DNA damage checkpoint signaling; DNA repair; cellular response to ionizing radiation. The record is from RefSeq and is a predicted model, not a curated record. The transcript is spliced from 11 exons. Lineage: Eukaryota; Metazoa; Chordata; Actinopteri; Cypriniformes; Cyprinidae. Gene Ontology annotation, cellular component: checkpoint clamp complex.